CGUACUUUCAUAUUCUGUCCCCAACUGUUUCAAUCGACCUACUUGGCACAUAUGCAGGCCUACAGGUAUACAGCAGCAAAGCCUUGCAAGCUUACGCCUUCCUAGCUGCUCGCCUCUCGGACCUUCCUCCUCGCUGCCCUGCUUCUGAUUCUCACGCGAGCAUACAAAGGUCUUGUGGCACCCGGCCAGCCCUCAGCCAUAGAUCAUAGACACCCCAAUCCGGUCGUCACAAACGUCGUUUGCGCGUGGGUGCAUAGCAUAAUUCUCGUCGCUAAACAUACCAUAACAAUCCAUCAACAAGUUCACAUGUUUAAGGCAAUUAGCCGAUCACUCUCGCCCAAGUUAUUCGCCUGGGAGACUGGAAUUCGUGGUUUGAAAGAGAGAAUACCCGGCUGCACCAGUACUCUCCACACUGGCUUUCCGUCCAGUUAAGGGGCCCCUGCAAAUUACCAGCAGACCAAGAAAGGCUUAUAUACACCUUCGAUACGUACACAAACUUUUUCUCAAGACGAAACAUUAUACCACCUCUCGCAGAUGUCAAGGACCCCGUUCGGUCCCGUCCCACCCCCUAUUCCAUAUGGACGGAAGCCACCAGAGCCACCACGAAGGCCGUCUCUGGCUGACACCGCCGAAAUAAUGUCUGUCAAUGCCGUCUACUACCCGAAUUACCGUGCCUACCGUGGAGAGACGCCGGCGACUCUGAACUACAAGUGCAUCAGUCAUGUCUACUACGCUUAUGCACAUGUCAACGCCGACGGUUUCGUCUUUGCAAGUACUCCGGAAUACAGUACUGGCCUGCGUGCUAAUUCCUGCCUCAGUUGAGCGACGAGUUGGCGGAUGGGACGAUGGAGGUCGAUGGCGUGAACGGCUGCCUGGGGUCAUUCAUGGUUCUGAAAGACAAGUUUCCUCACCUGAAGGUGCUUCUGUCGAUUGGUGGUGUCGACUCGAGCCAAAGCUUCCGGAUCCUGUCAGAAACGGCAGCACGAAGAGACAACUUCGCCAAGUCAGCGAAUCUGCUUGUUCGAGAGGCACGGCUCGAUGGCAUCGACAUCGACUGGCAGCAUCCAGAUGAUGCACAGCAGGGAAGCAAUUUCCUCUCUCUCCUAGCAACCGUUCGGCUCUAUCUUCCAUCAGAGGAUUUCAUGGUAGUCGUGCCGCUCCCUACCAACAGCUGGGCCUUACAGCACAUCGACCUGCCCAAGAUUGAAGAAUACGUCGACCUGGUCAACCUCACGGCCUAUGACUUCUCUGGCCCCUGGCGCCCCACUGCCGGCCAUCACGCACAGCUCUACCGCGCGCAGGAGGGUGAGAACUCAGGCUCUGCGGCCGUUGAGUACAUCCUUGCCACCGGCUUUCCAGCGAAGAAGAUCCUCUUAGGAAUCCCCGUGUAUGGACGCUCGUUCAUCGGCGCAGCGGCCCCAGGAGACCAGUACCACAGUAACGGCGGCGAGGAUGGCAUUUUCGAGUACAAAUCACUACCGCGCCCAGGCACGCAGGAGGUUGUCGACACGGAGCGCUGCGCAGCGGUGUGUGUCGGUGGGGACGGUGGCUUCGUCACUUACGAUAACCCCGAGACGGUGGCUAUGAAAGGGCGCUAUUGCAAAGAGCAGGGCCUUGGUGGCCUCUUUUACUGGACUGGGACGGCGGAUAUCACUAAUGGGCCACGCAGCUUGGUUGAGUCCGGCUUUCGAGCGCUACAUGGUUCGUGAUGAUGGGGUCUUGGGGAUCGCUCACGUAGCUCCUCGUAAUCAUGAAGGGACUAGUGGAGACGUGGAAUUGGGUUUGGGGGUUUGGUCCGGUGAUGAUGGAUCGGGCUCGUAUCGGGAGCGUGUGUGGGGGGGCUCGAAAGGGGGUUGGUAAUGACAGACUGGGUGAGGGGUUAUUAUCCGGAUUCCAUUACUUCUCAGAUGAUGCUCGAAUUUUUCCAUUUCCAUUUUUAAGGCGUGCUUACUCACUCACUUACAAUACUUGUACCAGCCUACGAUUGUGUUAGUUUUCUCAUAGUUCCAGAAAUUAGAUAGAUGCAGUACCAAUACAGAACAGAUCAAGC
This is a messenger RNA of Pseudogymnoascus verrucosus, 2050 nucleotides long. RefSeq lists its product as uncharacterized. NCBI's taxonomy places the organism in Eukaryota, Fungi, Ascomycota, Leotiomycetes, Thelebolales, Thelebolaceae. Gene Ontology annotation, cellular component: extracellular region. Gene Ontology annotation, biological process: chitin catabolic process; carbohydrate metabolic process. The coding region runs from base 846 to 1709 and encodes 287 amino acids. Gene Ontology annotation, molecular function: chitin binding; chitinase activity. The record is from RefSeq and is a predicted model, not a curated record. The transcript has 4 exons.